AUGGCUGCCAUCCGGCUUCGAGAAUUUAUUGACCGCCGCCCAGUGAUCCCACCCAGUAUAUUCAUCACUCAUCAGGGAAAGGACGUCCGAGGAUAUUACCCCGGGCAGCUGGCUAGAGUCCAUUUUGAUUCUAGUAUGAAGAGACACCCCAGACAUUCAAAGCCUGCUGAACCAUGGUAUAAAGAAACCACCUACCAAAGAGACUAUUCUCUGCCAUUUUACAAGAUCGAUUGGGACCAGAAAUUAGCCACAAUUUCAUCUAAUCCUAGACCACUAAAUUCACUGCCAGAGUUCUACUGUUGUGAAGACAGGCUGCUUUGA
This is a messenger RNA of Enhydra lutris kenyoni (northern sea otter), 321 nucleotides long. RefSeq names its product chromosome unknown C1orf100 homolog (gene SPMIP3). The coding region runs from base 1 to 321 and encodes 106 amino acids. The record is from RefSeq and is a predicted model, not a curated record. Lineage: Eukaryota; Metazoa; Chordata; Mammalia; Carnivora; Mustelidae. The transcript is spliced from 4 exons.